Leptopilina boulardi is the source of this 877-nucleotide messenger RNA. RefSeq names its product 26S proteasome non-ATPase regulatory subunit 10-like. NCBI's taxonomy places the organism in Eukaryota, Metazoa, Arthropoda, Insecta, Hymenoptera, Figitidae. Gene Ontology annotation, molecular function: transcription cis-regulatory region binding; protein binding. Gene Ontology annotation, cellular component: nucleus. Gene Ontology annotation, biological process: positive regulation of transcription by RNA polymerase II. The transcript is spliced from 4 exons. The coding region runs from base 63 to 773 and encodes 236 amino acids. The record is from RefSeq and is a predicted model, not a curated record.
UUUCCACACUGUCAAUUGUCAAUUAUUCGAAAUUAUACGUAAACACGCAGAAAGUUUGCAAAAUGGAUAAAAGAAUGCCACGCCAACAAGAGCCAACUGUUUAUGAUUUAGCAUAUCGUGGAAAAACUGCAGCUGUUAAAAUUCUAUUAAAUGAGAAUCAAAAACUAAAAUCUGAAACCGAUGAGAAUAAACGAAUGCUGAUUCACUGGGCUGCAUUAGGAGGACAUGAAGAUCUUGUUACUUACUUGCUCUCCAAUGGAUUUCCUGUUGAUCCACAAGAUGAUAUGAGUAUGACACCUCUAAUUCUUGCAUCUUCCGGUGGUCGUAAAAAUGUCGUCAAAAUUUUGUUAAAAGAAGGUGCCAAUGUGAAUGCAAAAACAGAAGACGGACAUUCGUCAAUACAAUAUGCCGCUUCGAAAAAUUGGGUCGAAAUUUGUGAAACCCUCAUUAAAAACGGGGCAAAUAUCAAUAUCACUGAUAUCAGAGGAGCGACUCCUUUGCAUAGAGCUGCAUCCAAAGGAAAUAUAAAUGUCGUUAAACUCCUCCUCGAACAAGAAAAAGAUUUGAAAAUAAAUGCAAAAGACGUUUACGGGAACACAGCGUUACAUUUGGCUUGCGAGGAAAAUCGUCAAGAUGAAGCGAAAUUACUUGUAACUAAUGGUGCCGAUAUUUUGUCUGAGAAUAAGGAAAAAAAAACUCCCUUGGAUCUUGCAUCACUUGGAUUGGUUCGACAACUGAAAGAAAUACAAAAAAAGACCGAAUCUACAGAAUAAAAUUUAAAUAUAUUAAUAAAAAACAUUACCUUGUUACUCAUUACAUUAUUUUAAUUCAUUAUAUGAAUAUGAAAGAGAAAUAAAAACAUUUUUUAAGAAUUUCA